UCAGGUUACCCCUUUUGGCCAUUUUGUCAGUCCCAGUCCAGGUUGGAGUCCUGGAUCCUCCUGCACCACACCUGCAUUGAGGUGAGGUGAGACACCUUGCACCUUGCUCUAAACUGAAAGUAGCUGGCUCUUGUGGCAUUGUAGACAAACCCAAAACAUGCAUCAAACACUUCUGAGUCUCAGAGCAGCAGAGGAAGUGGCACUUUCUGCAGCUGCGCAUCAGUAUACUGAAGUUACCAGGAAGUUACCACAUUCUCCUGCAGACAAGCCUUGUGGGUAAGUAAGCAGACAGAUGGUGAUCGUUCAUCAGCGCAAACGUUGAGGGGGACGUUGGCUAUGGGCUGUUGCAGUGUGACCCAGAGACAUGCUGGCAUGACGGAAGUGGGGCCUGAUGAGAUUGAGCUUCUGGAGAUCAGCAGUGCAGGGGUGUGGGGGCGGAGUGAAUCUCAGUUUCAAAGAAGUGAUUCACAGGAAGUGCCCCUUCCCUCUCCAUCUCUGUCUGAGUUCAAACAGGAUGCAGAUUAUUCUGUCACUUCAGUGCCAAAAGAAUGCCCCAGUUCACAGGCCAUCCUGUGGGGUAGAAGCAGACAGGAGUUGCACCAGUGGGUGUAUUCAAAACCUAUUUGUUCCUGGGAGGGCCAGCCUGCUUCCGCCUAUGGAGAAAUUGUUUGGUCUUCCAUUGUGUUCCUUCACAAUCACUACACCCAGGAGAUGACAAAGCGAUAUCUGGUUUUGUUUUCUUUCCAUUUGCUGAUCUUAGCGAUGGAUGAUAGAGAACAGGCCUUCAUUUAUGAGGGCGUUCUCCCACUCUCUGGAACAUCGGUACAAGCUGUUCCUCAAGACAGUAAGAUGGCAAAUGCCUUUGAGAUCAUUGGACCAAUGGUGGAGGCCAGAAUCUUUAUCUGUGCUAGCAGCACAGACAGAUCAGUGUGGCUGGGAAGCAUUGAGGAGAGGAGGAAGCGAGCCCUCAGGCUGCAGCUCAGCCCUUCUCACAGCGCCCUGUCCUACCUGGUGCCAUGUGAUAAAACUUGGAAGAAGGAGGAACUGAAGAGGUACCUGUUGCAGGCCCCUAUCUGGCAGUGGGAGGGCAGGCCCAUCCAGCACCUGGGUCCGAUGGGCUACCUCUCCCUGGUCCAUGUUGUAGAUGCACAGAGGCAGGAGCCCCAAGAACGCUUGCUGCUGCUCUUUCCAGAAGACCUACUCCUGCUCUCUCUGGACAGUCGCCACAUUCAAGUGAAAUAUGAG
Messenger RNA from Paramormyrops kingsleyae, 1245 nucleotides. The record is from RefSeq and is a predicted model, not a curated record. Lineage: Eukaryota; Metazoa; Chordata; Actinopteri; Osteoglossiformes; Mormyridae.